AUUUUUUUAAAAAAAUUUAGAUUUAUAUUUUGGCUAAUAUUUUAAACCUUUUUUUUACUUUUAUUUGAAAAAAAAUGUCUUUAUUCCAACCUCUAAUAAAAGUAAUGAUCCAUAUAACGUUCAUCAUUUCAAUAGAUAAAACGGUAUCAUUUGUUAUGUCAAUGAAGAACAUGAGUCUUCCAAAACUCCCCGAAGCUCUUAAGCAUAAAAAUGAUGAAUGCUUUGAACGCAAUAUAAAAACACAAGAUGAUUUUAAUAUCACUGAGUUUAUGGGUGUAUGGAUAGCAAUCGCACAGACUAUUCCAAUAAAUGAAUAUAUUCUAGAAUCAGGCAUAACGGCUCACUUACACAAAGGCGGAAAAUUUUUCCAAGUCAAACAUGCGGGAUAUAUGUACGAUGCUCAAAAAGAAGAUUGUGUAGGUCCUUCUAUACUUGAAAGUUGGGAAGAUCCAAAUCAUACCGGAUACAUCCAUAGUCAUUUCAUGAAUGACAAAGGGGAGAUAUAUUUUAACGUUUCUUUCAAAGUAGUAUACACAGAUUAUAGCACUUCAAUAUUAUACACCUGUCAUAAAUUCGAUUCUUCAGGUCAAAUAUGCUUGCCGGAAUAUACAUUCGUAUCUAUAAAUGCGAGAAAUAAAGAUAUACCUAAGUUAAAAUGGUGUCAAAUACUUAGUACGAUCAAGUCUCACUUAUGCGUCGAUCCUAAAAAAUUAUACAUUAUUUCAAGAAGAUAUGACUGCAAACACAAAUUAGAGUUAGAGAAGGGCAUUGUUCGGUUUGAAUCGAAGUCUCAAUGGGCCGAUAAAAGUGGCAAUCGUGUCAAGAGAUCCGUCGAGACAAUGAAAAUGAUUCACAAAGAAUGCUUAAAUAAUUAUCAAUAAUGCGGCGAAAUUGUUGCAAAAUAUUUUUUUAUAAUAUAAUAAAUGUUAGAAACUUUAGAAAUGUUGUCAUAUACUCAA
Messenger RNA from Gordionus sp. m RMFG-2023, 959 nucleotides. RefSeq lists its product as uncharacterized. The coding region runs from base 75 to 881 and encodes 268 amino acids. The transcript is spliced from 5 exons. The record is from RefSeq and is a predicted model, not a curated record. Lineage: Eukaryota; Metazoa; Nematomorpha; Gordioida; Chordodea; Parachordodidae.